AUGUCGUUCGAAUCGGACGCAGGAUCUCCUGGCAAAUGUCCCCACCUUGCCGCGGUAUUCAGCGACGACAGCGAGCGCGGGGCGCUACUGAACAGAUAUAAGACCGUGGUGUCGUGGAACACGCAUCGAAAUCACAACAUUGCAUACUCUGCCAAGCGUCGCAAGAUCACUCCUCCCGACUGCGGCCUUUGUGGACUUUCGUUGUCGCGUCCAUACGCCUGUUUGCACUGCUCAUCUGCGGCGUGCUGGAGCGGCGGACAUAUCAAACAGCACCUACAAGACACGGGUCACGACUUCUGUGCCGAUGUAAAAACAGGCUAUGUGUUCUGCAUCGAGUGCGACGAUUUUGUCUAUGACGGUACUUUCAACCGCCUAUUCAGAGCUACCAGUAUCGCGGCAGAAGAGAAGGCCACAGCAUUUGAAGUGUCCAAACGGCUGAGAGAGCCGUUCACACCUUGGGAGCCGAACGGACAGGAACAGGCCGCGCUCGAAGGCGCGAUUGCUACACCCUGUCAAGGCCGCCGCGGUCUCCUGAACCUCGGGCAGACGUGCUUCAUGAACGUAAUCUUGCAGUCGUUCAUCGCAAACCCGCUGCUCCGCAACUACUACCUCGGGGAUAAGCACAACAGCCGGCUGUGCAAGCUCAAGGACUGCACGUCGUGUGAAAUGGACAAACUGCUCGCGGAGGUCUAUUCCGAGAACAACGCGCCAUAUGGUCCCAUCGAGCUUCUUGCAAAAACGUGGCGCACGUCCCCUGAGAUGUCCGGAUACGCCCAGCAAGAUGCCCACGAGUUCUUCAUCACCGCGCUGAACCACAUCCACGCCACGUCAAGGGGAUCGACGUCCUUGCAGUGUAUCUGCAUCAUCCACUCGACCUUCGCCGGCCUCCUGCAGAGUGACGUCAAGUGCGAGCGAUGCGGCAACGUCGCCGAGAAGACGGAUCCGAUGCUCGACAUCAGUCUCGAGCUCAAGGGAGAGACGAGCGGCGAGGAUCUCACGCUCGCGUCGUGUCUACGCAGGUACACCCAUCCGGAGAAGCUGGGCCCGAACAACUACAGCUGCGAAAAGUGCGGCAAGGCAUCUCAUGCGAGCAAACGGCUCAGCAUCCGGAAGCUGCCCCCCGUUCUCAGCUUCCAGUUCAAGCGCUUCGAGCACAAGUCGGUGGACAGGUCCGCGGCGCGCAAGAUCGAGGCGCGCGUCCGCUUCCCAUCGUCGCUAAACAUGGCGCCGUACACGACCCUGGUCAUGCAUAAGCAGGAGCUAUUGAAGGACGGCGGGGCCGCGUCCGCGUCCCCGGCGAGCCUCAUCCCGGACAGAAGCCUCGGCCCCGAGACGCUCUACGAAUACGACCUGUUCGCGGUCGUAUGCCAUGAGGGGCAGAUCGACAACGGGCACUACACGUGCUACGCGCGGUCGCACGACGAGUGGUACCGGUAUGAUGAUGACAAGGUCUCGCACUCGACGUUGGGUGCGUGUUUGAACUCGCAAGCAUACAUGUGCUUCUACGUCAAGCGGCACUUGGACUACAAGCCAAACAUCACACCGACAUACAUAGUCAUGCGGGAGCAAGAAGCGGUCAAGGAGAAAGAGCGGGAGCGAGAGAAGGAAGCGGCCCGUUUGAAGGAGGUCGACAAGGACCUCGAUGAAGAGCUUCUGGCUGCCAUUUGAGUACGGCAUGUUUUCGUUUCGAAAACGGCGCCUUUGCGCGCGAGGCCGCAGGCGGAGGAUGUGCAUGUACUGGAAGUGUAACAUUAUCGGGCAGACGAUGGAGCAGGCAGUUUCUAUGAGAGUACGAC
Molecule: messenger RNA, 1796 nt
Organism: Trametes versicolor FP-101664 SS1
Lineage: Eukaryota; Fungi; Basidiomycota; Agaricomycetes; Polyporales; Polyporaceae
Product: cysteine proteinase
Exons: 12
Coding region: 1-1668 (555 amino acids)
Biological process (GO): protein deubiquitination
Molecular function (GO): cysteine-type deubiquitinase activity; zinc ion binding
Source: RefSeq, a predicted model, not a curated record